Trichechus manatus latirostris (Florida manatee) is the source of this 2556-nucleotide messenger RNA. RefSeq names its product RAP1A, member of RAS oncogene family (gene RAP1A). NCBI's taxonomy places the organism in Eukaryota, Metazoa, Chordata, Mammalia, Sirenia, Trichechidae. The transcript is spliced from 8 exons. Gene Ontology annotation, cellular component: plasma membrane. The coding region runs from base 775 to 1329 and encodes 184 amino acids. Gene Ontology annotation, biological process: cellular response to cAMP; negative regulation of synaptic vesicle exocytosis; Rap protein signal transduction. The record is from RefSeq and is a predicted model, not a curated record. Gene Ontology annotation, molecular function: GTP binding; GDP binding; GTPase activity.
CACCUUCUUGGCCCCACCUCUGUGAAGCAGUUUUUAAAGACUGAAAAUUUCAGAAAUUUGGUGACCUUCUUUUCACUUUAGAAAUUAUUCUAAAUUCAUACUUUUUCAUUAUUGUGGCUUGCUUUUGUGUUAGUCUUGAAUUUUAAUAUUAUGAAUAUAUGGUUUAAAUGGCAGCACUGUUAAUUGUUUUGUUGGUUAGGGUUUAUAGUAUACACAUUUAAGGAAUAAAGCUAGAAUAAAUAUCUCCAUUUAUAGAAAAGUAUCUUUUGGAUUCCAGAAUUGAAACACUUAGCUAUACUUAUCAUAAUUUAGUAAACCUGGUGAAAUGCAUGCUUUAGGGAAAAUUCUUUUUGUUGUUUGUCAACCUAGAAAGAAACUCUGUUCUAAAUUUUUGCAUGGUUUACAAAUGUCUUAUUUGCCUAUGAUGAAUAACAGUUGCUGAAGAAUAUCCUCUUUACUGAGUACAUGAGGAUCCAUGUAAAAAGCAGUCCCCUUUCCAUUUCCUGUUAGUCAGCCAUUUACUGGUGAUGUACUUUUUGAUGAUUUGUAAUGUUGCUAAUACAGAAUACAGCAUUCACUCUUUUUUUUAACAGCUCAUGCAUCUAAGAACACAUAUACGCGAAGGUACAGUGUAUAGCAUAUUUUUGGAUACUGUGAUAUUCUCCACUCUUCUAUUAUAAUUAGAGGCAUUUCCAGUAUUUGACAGUUAUGAAGAAAAGUUGUGAUCAGAGGACCUUUGAUGUAUAGAUUGUCAGUAUUUAAAGAGACCACAUCAUGCGUGAGUACAAGCUAGUGGUCCUUGGUUCAGGAGGCGUGGGGAAGUCUGCUCUGACAGUUCAGUUUGUUCAGGGAAUUUUUGUCGAAAAAUAUGACCCAACGAUAGAAGAUUCCUACAGAAAGCAAGUUGAGGUAGAUUGCCAACAGUGUAUGCUCGAAAUCCUGGAUACAGCAGGAACAGAGCAAUUUACAGCAAUGAGGGAUUUGUAUAUGAAGAAUGGCCAAGGGUUUGCACUAGUAUAUUCUAUUACAGCUCAGUCUACAUUUAAUGACUUACAAGACCUGAGGGAACAGAUUUUACGGGUUAAGGACACAGAAGAUGUUCCAAUGAUUUUGGUUGGCAAUAAAUGUGACCUGGAAGAUGAGCGAGUAGUUGGCAAAGAACAGGGUCAGAAUUUAGCGAGACAGUGGUGUAACUGUGCCUUUUUAGAAUCUUCUGCAAAGUCAAAGAUCAAUGUUAAUGAGAUAUUUUAUGACCUGGUCAGACAGAUAAAUAGAAAAACACCAGUGGAAAAGAAGAAGCCUAAAAAGAAAUCAUGUCUGCUGCUCUAGACCCACAGUACGCAGCAGCUCUGAGCCAGAUUACAGGAAUGAAGAACUGUUGCCUAAUUGGAAAGUGCCAGCAUUCCAGACUUCAAAAAAUACAUCUGAAGAGGCUUCUCCUGUUUUAUAUAUUAUGUGAAGAAUUUAGAUCUUAUAUUGGUUUGCACAAGUUCCCUGGAGAAAAAAUUGCUCUGUGUAUAUCUCUUGGAAAAUAAGACAAUAGUAUUUCUCCUUUGCAAUAGCAGUUAUAACAGAUGUGAAAAUAAAUAUACUUGACUCUAAUAUGAUUAUACAAAAGAGCAUGGAUGCAUUUCAAAUGUUAGAGAUUGCUACUAUAAUCAAAUGAUUUCAUAUUGACCUUUUUAUCAUGAUUCUUCCCUGUCAAGCACUAAAAAGUUGAACCAUUAUACUUUAUAUCUGUAAUGGUAUAGAUUAUGAAAAUUCCCCUCAAACUCAUUGCAGCAGAUAACUUUUUUGAGUCAUUGACUUCAUUUUAUAUUUAAAAAAAUUAUGAAAUAUCAUUCUGUCAUUAUAUUCUAAUUAAAAUUGUGCAUAAUGCUUUGGAAAAAUGGGUCUUUUAUAGGAAAAAAACUGGGAUAACUGAUUUCUAUGGCUUUCAAAGCUAAAUAUAUAAUAUACUAAACCAACUCUAAUAUUGCUUCUUGUGUUUUACUGUCAGAUUAAAUUACAGCUUUUAUGGAUGAUUAAAUUUUAGUACAUUUUCAUUUGGUUUGUGUGUUUUGUUAUUGUUUAUAGAUUUAAGGCCUUUAUUUUAUAAUGACCAGAUUGUUUUAAAUGCCGCAGUAAACCCGUUUCUACCUGGUGCCCGCAGAACACUUGGCUUUGAAGCCUACUAAAUAACCAGUGAUUUCUCUAGAAACAAACCUCGGGCUUUCUGUUCUGGAUGUAUUUAUUCCUACUGUACAGUAAAAUACACCAGACUACGUAGAAUAGUUUUGUAUAUUCUCUCUUGAUCUUAAAGAUUGUAUCUUAUUGGAUGAAAAUAUCCCACUGUGUAUUAUUUUUUAUAUGUAAAAAUAAGUUUAAUACUGUAUCAGGGUUUAACUUUUACUAUUUCAAAUCUGCCACAGCUUGUAAUGUCGUCAAGGGAGUCCUUUUGCCAUUGUCAAUUUGUUGGCUAUGAGUCCAUGAUUGAAGUGUUAUGUGAAAAUUCUAAAACUUGCUUUAUAAUAGACAGGAGAAUUUGAGAGAAGUGAGUGAAAAAGUUAAAAAGUA